CGCAUACAUCCCUUCCCCAUGAUCCUUCCACCAUCGCACUUAACAACAACCACGCCAUCCCGCUUCCUUCCAGCAAGUGACCCGGCACAUGGUAAGUAAGAGGCUGCCUACCCACAACCGACCUACCUGAAACCGUGUAACGACAAGUACCGCACCGCACUGCAAAGCAGUGUGGAUACAUAUUAUGCCGAGGUGAUUAUGCCGAACCCGGCUCUGACAUUGCGGUGUGUUUUAUUAUCCGCUGUGCUGGUAUCGGUAUCUGUAUCUUGUGGUUGCAUGGUGGACAGAGGUGGUGGUAGUUGUGGUGGUGUGUGGGGUUGUUCGGUGAUGCCGAGGUGGUUACAACCUGCUAGUUACCUACUACAUACCUACUCAGUGGGUCGAUCUUGUAGGACAAGUAGGUGGGUGAGCAGGUAGGUAGAUAGUAAUUGUUGACAGGGCCAUGAUGUAGAUUGUGUUACUCUGAGUAACUAAUUGUGGGUGUGGA
Molecule: messenger RNA, 487 nt
Organism: Aspergillus candidus
Lineage: Eukaryota; Fungi; Ascomycota; Eurotiomycetes; Eurotiales; Aspergillaceae
Exons: 1
Coding region: 199-417 (72 amino acids)
Source: RefSeq, a predicted model, not a curated record